Messenger RNA from Hemisphaericaspora subhashii, 1836 nucleotides. Its product is annotated as DNA-directed RNA polymerase III subunit. The transcript has a single exon. Lineage: Eukaryota; Fungi; Ascomycota; Pichiomycetes; Serinales; Debaryomycetaceae. The record is from RefSeq and is a predicted model, not a curated record. Gene Ontology annotation, biological process: DNA-templated transcription. Bases 1 to 1836 code for a protein of 611 amino acids. Gene Ontology annotation, molecular function: single-stranded DNA binding. Gene Ontology annotation, cellular component: RNA polymerase III complex.
AUGGAUCCAAAACUCGCGGAGAUAUCUAAAUCCCAAUCCCCAAGAUCAUAUCUUUAUACAACAAUUGCCAGAACUCAUCUAGGUGAUGUUGCAUCAAGUAUCAUAUCUUGCAUAAUCGCAAAUGGAAGACUCACAUCUCGUGAUAUCGCCACUAGGACACAUAUUCCUUACAAAUCGAUAAAAGCGGCUUUGGUUUCUUUGGUGCAAUUAAAUUGUGUAUCAUAUUGGCAAGAAGAUGAAUCAAAUAAGAAGAAACAUGUGUUUUAUUCGUUGAAUGAGACGGGGUUGUUGUUGUUUGUACAUGCUGGAGAUAUCAUAAAUCAUAUCAAGAGGUUAUUUGGGGAUGAUGGAGCAGAGAUUGUUCAGAAUAUAUUAAUGAAUGGACAUGUUAAAGUUGAAGAUUAUCUUAGUCAAUAUGAUGAUGAACCGGAGAUUAAAUUAGAAAAGCAGACGUUGUUUUUCAGGUUGUUUAAUGAAAGAUGGUUAUGUCGAUUACAACCGAUUAAUUAUCAUCCUUUGGAUGAUGUUUGGAAUAAGAUUUUCCAAGAAUGUUUGAGAAAUACUCCAAGAUCAUCAACUACUUCUGAAAUUAAACGGAUUGGGGAAGCUAAAGAAAAAGCUAAAACGAAAUUAAUUCAAUUAUUAGAAGAAGGUCAAUCAUCACAAGAAUUAUAUGAUUCAAAAGAUGGGAUUAAGAAAUUACAACCACAUUUGGUAGUAUGUGUUAAUUUAUCAAGAUUUCAAAAACAUUUAAGAACUCAAGCUUUGAUUAAUUUAGUAAAAUCAAGAGUUGGAGUAUUGACUUCAAAAGUAUAUGAAGUUGCAUUAAAAAUUGUGGAACAAAAUAGUCCAGAAUUAAGACAUCCAUUUUUACAAAUUUCAGGAUUAAUUAAUGAUCCUGAAGAAGAACGGAAUUUAAUUAAUCUGAUUGAAACUAAAUUAGUUGAUGAAAAGAAAAUCGUGGUGAAUAUUAGAGAAGUUGUAAGAUUAUUACCGGAUGAUAUUGAUUUAAGAAAUUCUAUAUUGACUCAUAAUUUCUUAAAACCACAAAUGAAAAAGAGACCUUUAGAUGAUAGUGAAUCUGAAGUGCCUGAAAAGAAAGUCAAACUUGAAAAUGAAGGGUCUAUGAUACUGUUAGACACUCAAGAAAUUGCCAAAGAAGCACUCAAUGGAUCAACUUCGUCAACAAACUAUACGGAUAAUUCUGAUCCCCAUUCCACCACAUUGGUACAACAUCAUUUAAAAUUAUUAAGUUCAGGUACAAGUAUUCAAUUUUUAAUUGAAAUAUCUCCAGGAACUUAUAGUAUUCCAUUUGCAUCAUUAAUUAAACAAUUAAAACAGUAUAAUUUUGAAAGUUUAAUCAAAACCACUCUUGGUUCAAAUUCAUUUAGAAUUCUUAGAUGUUUAAAAACCAUGAAAUUAGGUGAUGAAAAAUCAAUUAGUAAUGCUGUUUUAUUAAAAGAAAAAACCGUUCGUAAUGAAGUAUAUCAAUUAAUUAAUGCAAAUGUAAUUGAGAUUCAAGAAGUUCCAAGAAGUGCUGAUAGAGCAGCAUCAAAGACUUUCUAUUUAUUUAGAUUUAAAGAAUGGCCAAGUUAUAAAUAUUUAUUAAGUUCCUUGAUUUUCAAUAUGGCAGAAAUUUUAAAUAAUAUUCAAGAUUUUAAAUCUGAUUAUAAAAUUUUAUUAGAAAAAUGUGAACGUGAAGAUGUUAAAGGUCAUGAAGAAGAAUUAUUAUUAGAAUCUGAAUUAAAAACUUUACAUUCUUUACAAAAUAGGGAAAUUAAAAAUAUUGGAAAAUUUAAUAGAAUCAAAACAUUAUAUGAUAUAUAUUUAUUAUAA